Caenorhabditis elegans is the source of this 1130-nucleotide messenger RNA. RefSeq names its product Serpentine Receptor, class H (gene srh-115). The coding region runs from base 1 to 1071 and encodes 356 amino acids. NCBI's taxonomy places the organism in Eukaryota, Metazoa, Nematoda, Chromadorea, Rhabditida, Rhabditidae. The record is from RefSeq and is marked reviewed. The transcript has 3 exons.
AUGACGUCCGCUCUAGAGAAAUACUACGCUACGAACUAUACCAAGUGCAAUCUCGAGUAUAACUUCUUAGCCUCAUGGAAAGGAGUUGCCUAUCCUUCACAUGCUAUUCAAGUCAUAUCACUUCCAUUUCAAAUUUUAGCGUUUUAUGUUAUAAUUUUCAAAACUCCAGUUGCUAUGAAGAAUGUCAGAACUCCGUUAUUGGUAAACCAUUUUUUCUGUGCAUUUCUUGACUUAACCCUUUGCACACUUUCCACAGUGUAUUUUUUUCUUCCAAUGUACGGAACAUUUUUCGUCGGGGUUCUCAGCUGGUUUGGAGUACCAAAUACUUUUCAAAUACUCCUUGUAUGGUUAAUGGUGUUGUUAACAGUCGGAUCGUAUCUUUAUUUUUUCGAAGGUCGCUCCAGUAUCCUAGUUCAGAACAAAUUCCGAAUAACUCGUCAAAAGACAAGGGUGAUAUAUUACUUUCUAUUUUUAAUUCCAUGGAUGUCAUCAAUACUUUAUGUAGUAAAGUUUAUACCCGAAGAUCAAGAUGCUGCAAAGCAAUUUGCUUUAACAUUACACCCAUGUCCAACAAGAGAGUUUUUCACAUUUGAUGUAAUGAUAUUCCUUGCUGAUAGCAUUCUGAUCGAAGGUUUUAUUUGGAUAUUCCCAAUUUUUGGUAUCUAUAGCGCAAGUUUUAUACUGUUUCAAGUUACAACUCUAAUCUACUACAUUUGCAUUGCACCUUCAAUAACAAUUUCUAAGGAUACUCAUCACAGACAAAAAGUGUUUCUUUUCUCUAUUUUACUCCAAUGUUUCAUUCCUCUGACUCUUGUUUUGUGUCCAGUAUUUUUGGUAUUCAGUGCUCACUUGGCCGGUCUCUAUUAUCAAACAAUGGUGAAUCUUACAGUUUGUAGUGCUGGACUUCAUGGUCUUGCCGAAAGUAUCGCAAUUGUAACUGUGCAUAGACCGUAUAGGAAAGCCGUUAGUCAAAUGGCUACAGAAUUUAAAAGGAGGAGACGGGCGGUUCAAGUGUUACCGUUUCUGGCAAACCACAUGAGACACAGUGUCACCAUGAGACAAUCAUUCUGAAACAAAUGUUUCAUUUCCAUCUGUUCUCAGAUUUUUUCAAUACUUCCUUUAAGCCUUAA